Gordionus sp. m RMFG-2023 is the source of this 1266-nucleotide messenger RNA. Its product is annotated as WD repeat-containing protein 76-like. Gene Ontology annotation, molecular function: DNA binding; protein binding. The record is from RefSeq and is a predicted model, not a curated record. The transcript is spliced from 9 exons. The coding region runs from base 1 to 1266 and encodes 421 amino acids. Gene Ontology annotation, cellular component: nucleus. Gene Ontology annotation, biological process: regulation of DNA damage checkpoint. NCBI's taxonomy places the organism in Eukaryota, Metazoa, Nematomorpha, Gordioida, Chordodea, Parachordodidae.
AUGCCGCGAUCAUCCCGACCAUCAAAAAAUUUGAAUUCUCGUCCAUCUAGUAAUCAAGAAUUAUCUGAAUAUGAACUCAUUCGUCAAAAAAAUAUAAAAGAAAAAAAACCAGCUAAGGCCAAAAUACCUUUAAGAAGAAGUAAUCGAAUACUGAAUAAACCUGCAGAAAUUGUACCAAAUUCAGAACAACAACCUGAAGAAGAAUAUUUUUCAAGAAAAGAACCAAAAUUAUCAUUUAUUCAAGCCUGUUUAACCGAAACAGAAGAAAAACCAAUUGAGGAGAUUUUAGAAAAUCUUAAGCAUCAAGUUUUGAAUAAAACAGAUUCUAAAGAAAAUAAGUCAAAAUUAAGCAAAAAAUUCUCAUCUAAAGUUGAAGAAUUGAUAAAAAGUUUUUCGCACAUGGAAUUACCCGAAAAACAGGCUAGAAAAGUUGUCCCAGAAAGAAUUUUUUCCCUUUGCUGGUUCCCAAGAAGUGAUACUAGACCCAUGCUUUUUGCUGGUGAUAAAUGGGGCAGAAUAGGAUUGUGGAACAUGGUUUAUUCUACACCCCUCGAACUCAACAAUUUAUGCAAAAGUUUUGAUUUUUUGACCCCUAACGGUGAUGCCUUUUUAGUAGCUCAGCAAAAUGGAACUGUUGUAUUGGUGGAUCAUAGAGCUUCUAAGGAUGCCAAAUUAACUCAACAUAUCUAUGAUUGCAGUAGACGGUCCCUCCGGACUCUUCAGAUGCAUCCCCUUAAUGCUAACUUUUUUUUGACUUCAUCUUCCGACACUAAUGCCAGCAUAUGGGAUCUACGCUAUAUGACGACAUCCUCCGAAUGUGAACCUUUAGUGAGAAUGACGCACCCUAAAGGUAUACACUCGGCAUAUUUCAGUCCCCAAACUGGUUCUAAAGUUUUAACGGUGUGUAUUGAUGAUAGCCUUAGGGUAUUCAACACUGAUCUCUCAUCCAGAAUAGGGGACAUCAAUAAUUAUCUAAUGAAAAACCUUCCUGGUCCUCCUCUGUUAACGCAAAUCAAACACAAUAAUCAUGUUGGAAGGUGGCUUACCAAUUUUAAAGCUACUUGGCACCCUCAUGUGGAAAAUUUCUUUGCUAUAGGAAGCAUGGAACAUCCAAGACAAAUCCAAAUAUUUUCUACAGCCGGGGAUUUGGUUUAUAAAUUUAUGUCAGAAAAUUUGAGCUCUAUAACAUCCUUAAACCUAUUUCAUCCUCAUUUGAACAUGCUGGCAGGUGGAAAUUCUAGUGGCAAGGCAUUCAUAUUUUCUUAA